This is a messenger RNA of Pongo pygmaeus (Bornean orangutan), 5481 nucleotides long. RefSeq names its product RAB11 binding and LisH domain, coiled-coil and HEAT repeat containing (gene RELCH). NCBI's taxonomy places the organism in Eukaryota, Metazoa, Chordata, Mammalia, Primates, Hominidae. Gene Ontology annotation, cellular component: trans-Golgi network; recycling endosome. Gene Ontology annotation, molecular function: protein binding. The record is from RefSeq and is a predicted model, not a curated record. Gene Ontology annotation, biological process: intracellular cholesterol transport. The transcript is spliced from 29 exons. The coding region runs from base 252 to 3902 and encodes 1216 amino acids.
AGUUCUCGCGAGACUGGAGACCAGGAAGACGCCUGCAAAGCCGGGCUGCUGGUGCUGCAGAGGCUGAGGCAUCAGGUGCAGCUGCAUCCGGAUCUCCUGCCUUGGAGCCUACUCCUUGUCUCUAAGUCGGGAGGCAGGACGUGGUCAGGCCGGGGCUGUGGAGGUGCGCUGUGUCCCCUGAGGCCUAGAGGAUUCGGGCUGCGGCCUGUCGGAGCCAGUCAGGGAGGCGCCCGCACUCCUGACAGGAUAAGAUGGCGGCGAUGGCGCCUGGAGGUAGUGGCAGUGGUGGCGGCGUGAAUCCAUUUCUCAGCGAUUCGGAUGAGGACGAUGACGAGGUAGCGGCAACAGAGGAACGGCGGGCAGUACUUCGGCUGGGUGCCGGAAGUGGCCUAGAUCCUGGCUCUGCGGGCUCGCUGUCGCCACAGGAUCCGGUGGCCUUAGGAAGCAGUGCGCGGCCAGGGCUCCCUGGGGAGGCGUCGGCGGCUGCAGUGGCCCUGGGGGGCACCGGGGAGACCCCGGCCCGAUUGUCAAUUGAUGCGAUCGCUGCUCAGUUGUUGCGCGAUCAAUACUUGCUGACCGCCCUGGAGCUGCAUACCGAGCUGUUAGAGAGUGGCCGGGAACUGCCUCGGCUGCGCGACUACUUCUCCAAUCCAGGCAACUUCGAGAGGCAAAGUGGAACCCCGCCGGGGAUGGGGGCGCCAGGGGUCCCUGGAGCAGCCGGCGUUGGGGGCGCUGGAGGUCGGGAACCGAGUACAGCGUCGGGCGGGGGACAGCUCAAUCGAGCUGGGAGCAUUAGUACCCUUGAUUCUUUAGACUUUGCAAGAUAUUCAGAUGAUGGUAACAGGGAAACAGAUGAAAAAGUGGCAGUCCUGGAGUUUGAACUACGGAAAGCCAAGGAGACCAUUCAGGCCCUCCGAGCCAACCUGACAAAGGCCGCAGAACAUGAAGUUCCUUUACAGGAACGAAAAAAUUACAAAUCAAGUCCUGAAAUUCAGGAGCCAAUCAAACCUCUUGAAAAGAGAGCUCUAAACUUCUUAGUCAAUGAAUUUUUAUUGAAGAAUAACUAUAAGCUUACAUCAAUAACCUUUUCAGAUGAAAAUGAUGAUCAGGAUUUUGAAUUAUGGGAUGAUGUAGGAUUAAACAUCCCAAAACCUCCAGACUUAUUGCAACUCUACCGGGAUUUUGGAAAUCAUCAAGUAACUGGAAAAGAUCUUGUAGAUGUGGCCAGUGGAGUAGAAGAAGAUGAAUUAGAGGCCCUUACACCAAUUAUAAGCAACCUUCCUCCAACUCUUGAAACUCCCCAGCCUGCAGAGAACUCCAUGUUAGUACAGAAAUUAGAAGAUAAAAUUAGUUUGUUAAAUAGUGAGAAAUGGUCAUUGAUGGAGCAAAUCAGAAGACUUAAAAGUGAAAUGGACUUCCUCAAAAAUGAACACUUUGCCAUCCCAGCAGUUUGUGACUCUGUUCAGCCUCCUUUGGAUCAGUUGCCCCACAAAGACUCUGAGGACAGUGGACAGCAUCCAGAUGUAAAUAGUUCAGACAAGGGAAAAAACACAGACAUCCAUCUUUCAAUAUCAGAUGAAGCUGAUUCCACUAUUCCUAAAGAGAAUUCCCCAGAUUCAUUCCCCAGGAGAGAAAGAGAAGGAAUGCCACCUUCUUCUCCAUCAAGUAAAAACACAGUUCAUUUUGAUAAACCUAAUAGGAAAUUAUCUCCUGCAUUCCAUCAAGCACUACUCUCUUUUUGUCGAAUGUCAGCAGAUAGUCGUUUAGGAUAUGAGGUGUCUCGUAUUGCAGACAGUGAAAAAAGCGUUAUGUUAAUGCUGGGACGCUGCCUGCCACACAUUGUUCCCAAUGUGCUAUUGGCAAAGAGAGAGGAGUUGAUCCCCCUCAUAUUGUGUACAGCAUGUCUACAUCCUGAGCCUAAAGAGCGAGAUCAGCUUCUCCACAUACUUUUCAAUUUGAUCAAGAGGCCAGAUGAUGAGCAAAGGCAAAUGAUACUGACAGGUUGUGUGGCAUUUGCACGUCAUGUUGGACCAACACGUGUAGAAGCUGAACUUUUACCACAGUGUUGGGAACAGAUUAAUCACAAAUACCCAGAAAGACGACUGCUUGUGGCAGAAUCCUGUGGAGCACUGGCACCUUACCUUCCUAAAGAAAUCCGUAGCUCCUUGGUUCUUUCAAUGUUGCAACAAAUGUUAAUGGAAGAUAAGGCAGAUUUGGUAAGAGAAGCUGUUAUCAAAAGCCUUGGUAUCAUUAUGGGAUACAUUGACGAUCCAGACAAAUAUCAUCAGGGUUUUGAAUUGUUGCUGUCAGCCUUGGGUGAUCCCUCAGAAAGAGUAGUUAGUGCUACACAUCAAGUAUUUUUACCAGCUUACGCUGCGUGGACUACAGAACUUGGAAAUUUACAGUCUCAUCUUAUACUUACACUACUGAACAAGAUUGAAAAACUUCUCAGGGAAGGAGAACAUGGGCUGGAUGAACACAAACUCCACAUGUAUCUUUCUGCCUUGCAGUCCUUGAUCCCAUCUCUCUUUGCAUUAGUGCUACAGAAUGCACCUUUCUCCAGCAAAGCCAAGCUUCAUGGUGAAGUGCCACAGAUAGAAGUGACUAGGUUUCCUCGGCCUAUGUCGCCUCUUCAAGAUGUGUCCACUAUUAUCGGAAGUCGUGAGCAAUUGGCAGUGCUACUACAACUUUAUGACUACCAGCUAGAACAGGAGGGUACAACAGGCUGGGAGAGUUUACUGUGGGUUGUCAAUCAAUUGUUGCCACAACUUAUAGAAAUAGUUGGCAAAAUUAAUGUUACUUCAACUGCCUGUGUCCAUGAAUUCUCCAGAUUUUUCUGGCGCCUUUGCCGGACAUUUGGCAAAAUUUUUACAAACACUAAGGUAAAACCUCAGUUCCAGGAGAUUUUAAGACUAUCUGAAGAAAACAUUGAUUCCUCAGCAGGAAAUGGGGUCCUCACUAAAGCUACAGUCCCCAUUUAUGCAACAGGAGUCCUUACGUGUUAUAUUCAGGAAGAAGACCGAAAACUGUUAGUUGGAUUCUUAGAAGACGUAAUGACGCUGCUUUCAUUAUCUCAUGCUCCUCUUGAUAGCCUGAAGGCUUCUUUUGUGGAAUUGGGUGCAAACCCAGCCUACCAUGAGUUACUAUUAACUGUUUUGUGGUAUGGUGUUGUCCAUACUUCAGCACUCGUGAGGUGUACUGCUGCUAGAAUGUUUGAGCUGUUGGUGAAGGGGGUGAAUGAAACUCUGGUAGCUCAGAGGGUUGUUCCUGCUCUCAUUACUCUCUCCAGUGACCCUGAAAUCUCUGUCAGGAUUGCCACAAUUCCAGCCUUUGGCACUAUUAUGGAAACAGUAAUUCAAAGAGAGUUGCUGGAAAGAGUGAAAAUGCAGUUGGCUUCUUUCCUGGAAGAUCCUCAGUAUCAAGACCAACAUUCUUUGCAUACAGAGAUCAUAAAAACAUUUGGUAGAGUUGGCCCUAACGCAGAACCCAGGUUCCGAGAUGAGUUUGUUAUACCACAUUUGCAUAAGUUAGCCUUGGUGAACAACUUACAGAUUGUGGAUUCUAAAAGACUGGACAUUGCUACACAUCUUUUUGAAGCCUACAGUGCACUUUCCUGUUGUUUCAUUUCAGAGGAUUUAAUGGUUAAUCACUUUUUACCAGGUCUCAGAUGUUUACGGACUGACAUGGAACAUCUCUCUCCAGAGCAUGAGGUUAUUUUAAGUUCCAUGAUAAAAGAAUGUGAACAAAAAGUUGAAAACAAGACCGUCCAAGAGCCUCAAGGCUCAAUGUCAAUUGCUGCAAGCUUAGUGAGUGAAGAUACAAAGACCAAGUUUUUGAACAAAAUGGGCCAGUUGACAACAUCAGGCGCCAUGUUGGCCAAUGUGUUUCAGAGAAAGAAGUAGAAGCAGGAAAGAAGCCCCCAGUAAACACUAAGAUGGACCUCAAGCCGACUGGUUCCUUGUACUUGAAGUACUUGCCUUUUUUAUUUCCUCAGUUUUAUGUUCUUGCAUUAUAAUUUUAUCCUAACCUCCAAAGAUAUUUGCACUGCUUUUAAUUACUGCUGUAUAUUUGUUGAUUUUGGAGUUACAACUGUGGUGAUAGAAAAUUGAGUUGAUGGUCUGUACCAAGUCCCUUGUCUAUGUUCUUGUCUUUCAGAAUAAUUUUUAUAUAAAUAUAUAUAUAGUGAAGAAGUUUUUUUUAAUUUUUGGAUGGGAUAUUCGCAAAUAUCUGUAUUAUACACUAAGCUAUUACAAUGGUACUUAAAAUAAUGUAAAUUUGAAGUCAUUGUUAUAAAAUAAUAAAGUGGAGAUUACUUAAGUAUUUAAAUUAUGAAAGAAUAAUGCAGACUUUUUAUUGUUUCUUAACUGACUAGAAAGAGCCACCAGCAUUACUCUGUGCCUUUUGGACAUCAGUUUGUGUGUUCUAUAGGAAUUGUGUGCAUUCCAUUCACACAGUAUUUCUUUAGGAUGCUGUGAUGAUUUGAAUUACAAAUCCUACAGUAAAUAGCUAAAGACGAAACCUUCAUUUCAUAACUCUCAUGAAUAUUCUUUAAGUGCUAUUUAAACCUCCCCAGCACUUAGAUGCAUAUAAUGGACUUACCUGAGGAAAGACAGCACAUAGGCAUGGGGAGAGGUAACCAAGGUGAAUUUUACAAACUGGUGUGUAGUAGAUUUAAAUGCUCAAAAAUAAAUGUAACUGAGAAGAGUUAAUGAUUGUGAGAUUUUUCCCAAAUUGAGAUACAGAAGAAAAUAUAGUUUGAAUCUGAAAUUUAACACUUAUUUAUGUAAAACAUUUUAUUUAAGAUAUUUUCUAAUGAUUUUAAUUUUAGAGAGUACCUUUUCAUUCUGUGUGUUACAGAGAAGUACUGAAAAGUUAAGGACACUUGGGGGCUACUUUUUUCCCUCUAAACUAAAAAAGACAUUGGCUAAAUUAUAACUAGUUAGUUAUCACCUUGUCCCUGAAAGUCAGUGACCUCCUGUGUUUGAUGUAUAUUACAUAGAGUCUUAAGUCAGUGUACAGUUCCACUGGAAUUUGACAGUUGUCUAUACAGUCAUGCAACUUGAAGUAGAAAAGAGUGCUGGACAUAGGAAGGGGGUGCUUGGUUUGAGGGGUUAAUGUGAGGCCUUUUUGAAAAAUGAAUAUUUUGAUAAAAAGAAUUCUUGUUUUAGCACAGUUGAUGCACAUAGGUGAUUCUCAUAUUUGUUGUAUAAACUGGUUUAAUACAUUUGGAACAUAGUUGGAUUACAUUCAUUUCCUGGGAAAGCUAGCUUACCAUACAUUCAAGUUUAUAAAACAAUUUGCCAUAGGCAAAGCCAUUUGAAAAGUUCAUUCUGAAAUUAUUUCAUUUACCUACAGUGAAAUAAUUGUGAACUAAGUAGUCUUUCUGAAAACUGUUGGGUUCUAGGCAUUCCUGAGAAAUUGAAAGUGGCUACCUUUCAUGUCAAAAAUGUUGAUCUAUUAUAAAUAAAAUGUUUUUGCAUA